ACACACUAUUUAGAACAUUGAGUACAGAAGAGUCAUCGUACAGAAGUCAUCCAACAAGGGACUUCGUCCAGCGUUUCUCAUCUUGUUACAUAUCUUUAAAUGUACAAAACUAUUCAGGUUGAAUUAGAUGCCGCAUAAAAGUCUAGGACGUUUUGACUGAAAGAAGAGCAGAACUUGUUUUGUUCAGGAUACUGACAUGGGAGUGCAGAUAAUUAUAUUCUUACUACAAAUAUUUACUACAGAAAUGUAGUUGAGACUAAAAUAAGAAACAGUGUUGAGCUUUAGAUGAUCGACGCUUUUAAUUUGAGUUUGUUACAGUGUAACCACUGUCCUACUAAGGAUAAUAGAAUUUAGCAAUCCUUAAAGUCAAACUGGCGAGUUAUUGACAAGACAUUUAGUCAGCAUAGGUUGCUUUCUCUAAAUAUUCCCUGAAUCGAGGUGCCUGCAGACAUGGGAUCAAUCAAGCCAGCAGUCCUUUCAGGAAGGAAAGCCACAUGGGACACAGUGCCACCAAUUGGAGAAUGCCUGUCUGUUGACAAUGAGACUGAGUCUGAGGAUGAAGAUGUAGCAGAGGUUGAUGUUCCACGCCAACCCUGGUGGAGAACACCCCACAAUGCAUACUUCAAUGCUUACCCAGAAUGGCAGGACCUGCUUUCAAGAUCUGAUGAUAUCAUGUGCCCCCUCCAGUACUUCAUGCAGUUUUUCUCUGAAGACAUUCUGGAAGUUAUUGUAGGGCAGUCAAAUCUAUAUGCGGUACAAUGUAAAGCAAACAAGCCCCUUAACCUCACAACAAAAGAAUUGGAGCAGUUCCUGGGUAUUAUGGUGUACAUGUCGUUGUUUGGUUUACCAGGAACCCGCAUGUUUUGGAACAAAGCCUGCCGAGUGUCCCAAGUAGCUGUCACCAUGAUACUAAAUAGAUGGGAGGCCAUCAAAAAAUCCCUGAGGUUGACAGGUGGGAUCUCAAGCGAAAGAUGAUCACUUAAGUCCCCUGCCCUGCUAUGGUCAAAGAAUACAACAAGAAUAUGGGUGGGGUGGAUCUGCUUGACUCACUGAUUGCACUGUACCGGAACAAAAUCCGAUCAAGGAGGUGGUACCACAGGCUGGUGUUCCACUUCCUGGAUAUGAUCAUCGUGACCACCUGGCUGCUCAACUGAAGAGAUUGUAAGGGCACUGGCAUGAGAAAGAAGGAACAAAUGAAGCUGUAUACCUUCAAGUUAUACAUCGAUGAAGGCCUAUGCAAAAGUGGAAAGAGUCUGGAGCGCAAGAAAGGUCGUCCCAGUUCCACUAUUGCUGGUGAGUAUGAGGAGAAGAGGAGGAAAGGACCCGCUGCUCCAAUUCCAGUCCCUGAUGUGCACCUGGAUGCCACAGCCCACCAGAUGAUUAUGGCUGAAAAGAAGGGGAGAUGCAAGGUACCAGGGUGCACAGGUGGUGUAAUAACUUACAUCUCUUCUGGCUCCGCCUCCAGCCCGGAGUCUUGUUUGAGUGACAGCUGCAGCAGCUACCUGUGCUCCUCUCCGCCUCAUCCCUCACUGCCAAACCGGGCAGUAGGAAUCAUGGUGGACAUCGCCCGCCCUACCACAGCCAAGCACCCACGUAGCCACGGCACAGAGAAGACUGGGCGAUCUACCUCCGCCAAGAGCAGCAUCACCAAGAUCAACGGCAUGGUGUUGUUGUGUAAGGUGUGCGGCGACGUGGCCUCGGGGUUCCACUAUGGCGUCCACGCCUGCGAGGGCUGUAAGGGUUUCUUCAGGAGGAGCAUCCAGCAUAGCAUUCGGUAUAAGAAGUGUCUGAAGAUGGAGAACUGCACCGUCAUAAGGAUCAACAGGAACCGCUGUCAGCAGUGCCGCUUCAAGAAGUGUCUGACUGUGGGCAUGUCUAGAGACUCUGUUAGGUUUGGCCGCAUCCCGAAGAGAGAGAAGCAGCGCAUGCUGCUGGAGAUGCAGAACGCCAUGAACAACAUGGUGAUGAACAACAACAGCCAGCUCCACAGUAUGCUCCACGGCACCCAGAGUCCACCCUGCCCCAUGGAAGGGCUCCCCAAUGACGGCAGCUCCUCUUCCUCUGCCUCUUCUUCCUCAUCUAUCUCGUCUUCAUCAGACUCCAACCCUUCCUCACCCCGUUCCGUUCAAGACUCCAUGGAGACCAGCUCUAGCUCCGCCUCUUCCUAUUCGUCGGAUAGCUGUGAUGACGAGGUUCCUCCUUCCAGGGUGUGUCAUCGGGGCACAUUCACGUACCGCCUUGAGCAGCAACACCCCAUCAAAGAGGAAGUGGAGGAUUCGCAUUCGCAGGUCGCCGGGGAAACUGUAAAAGAUAGGAGAGACAGCCGCAUGGAGGAACUGCAGGAGAGCAGGAACCGCUGCAAUGAAGACACCAGGGGUUGCCAGCCUAGUUGCAGUCAUCAACACGUCACCAACGUUCCCUACCGGGAAGAGAGAGUUGUUUACCAGCAGCAGCCUGCGCAGCUAAACGGCGCCCCCAGUGGUGGCAUGCCAGAAGCCUCCUACAGCCUCCAUCACAGGAGCCACAACACAAUGCACAACGUACAGACCGUCUCCAAUGGUUACAGUGGACCAUUAUACAGCCUACAGGACCACAAGACAAACUUCGUCAUUCCUGGUCUCUAUGUGGACCCCAGUCAGCGCAGCCAGGAGAUCUGGGAGGAGUUCUCCCUGAGUUUCAUCCCGGCCGUGCGCGAGGUUGUGGGGUUUGCCAAGAGGAUCCCGGGCUUCCGAGACCUCCCCGAGUACGACCAAGUCAGCCUGCUCAAAAACGGAACGUUUGAGGUGCUUAUGGUGCGCUUUGCUUCAUUGUUCGACGUGUCCGAGCGCACCGUGACCUUCCUGACGGGGAAGUGUUACAGUUUGGAGCUGCUACGCUCGCUGCGGGCCGGGGAGCUGCUCACCUCCAUGUGUGACUUCAGCGAGAAGCUGGCCGCUCUGCAGCUGGACAAGGAUGAGAUGAGCCUCUUCAUUGCCGUCGUCCUUGUCUCCGCCGAUCGUUCGGGGAUCCAGGACUUGAAGUCAGUGGAGGCGCUGCAAGACACGCUGAUCAGAGCUCUGCGGAGUCUGAUCAUGAAGAACCACGCCAAGGAGACUACCACCUUCACCAAGCUGCUGCUGAAGCUGCCUGAGCUGCGCUCCCUCAACAACAUACACUCUGAAGAACUGCUGGCCUUCAAUGUGCACUCGUAAUAGGGCUCAUCUGACUCCUAAUACCCUCCUUCCACACUUUGAAAACAGGACUGACUUCCUCUGCCACUCCUAUACCAGGACCAAGGGGAGACCUUGGUUUGCAGUCAACCAACUCAGUGUAUUUCUCCAGAAUGUAUUGAGAAGUUCUUCUUUUGGACUAUGUUGAUAGGGACAAAGGUCAGAGAAGAGACGAUACUGUACUCUAGUCAUAUGAGAAGGCUUGAGAACGGAGCUAUUGCCCGCACACACGAGUGUGUGUGUGUGUGUGUGUGUGCGUGUGUGUGUGUGUGUGUUUGGGGGGGGGGGGGGGUGUUGUUUUACCAAGUUAGAGGCACCUUUCUAUUUUUAAAGGAAAAGGUAAAGAAAUGCUAUACCGGCUUUUUGAAAUGAUGAAGUGCAGAACUACUUGGUUUUGUUUGGUAAAUUCAAUGAAUUCCAAAGUGUUUGUCCACGAGCAGUGUGAAUGUGAUGAUUAUGCUAUCUAUUUCAUUCGACGCGCAAUAUCAAAUGGUCACUGUUUUCGACCCAAUAUGUUUGAAAACAUCCCUCAAGACUCAAUGUAAGCAUCUAUCUAUCAAAAAGAAUGCUUGAUGAAUCUGAUAAUUGCUGCAAUUGCAUGGCUAUCCUUAAGUGAACAACUUGACAUUGUCGCUCCCAAGAGUCAUUUCUUUACUUUUGAAUUGUUCAACUGCAUUUUCAUCUUUACUGUCCUUUGUGUAGGGUAUUUAAUUUGUCUGAAUAUUUAAUUUUUGCAUGACUUUGUUAGCUGCUACUACCACGCCUCCUUCUGGGGAGUUUUUCAGCAACACAACUUUGCACAUUGUGUUGUGGACUGUCAACCUCCAAAAUCACACAUGUCAGCACAGACCCACAUCAUGUGCGCAUGAUGUGAUCGCGAUGAUACUGAAGUGUUCCUGAACUGAUUCCCCACCUUCCUCACAGUGAGGAGUUACUGGGUGGUUUUGACGUUACCUCCUGGCAUUUCAGCACAGCACUGACUUUAAAACUGAUAUUGUUUCCCAUCUGUUUUUUUUUUUGUUGAAUGUCUGUAUUUGUCUCCUUUUACUGACAAGAUUGCAGUUUGGAAAUAAUAGUUAUGCUAUAGCUAUCAUAUAAAUAUAUAUAAAUAGUAUAAAUAAAUACAAGUGAAGUUA
This is a messenger RNA of Salvelinus fontinalis (brook trout), 4345 nucleotides long. Its product is annotated as nuclear receptor subfamily 1 group D member 2-like. Bases 1176 to 3191 code for a protein of 671 amino acids. Gene Ontology annotation, biological process: hormone-mediated signaling pathway; cell differentiation; negative regulation of transcription by RNA polymerase II. Gene Ontology annotation, molecular function: RNA polymerase II cis-regulatory region sequence-specific DNA binding; zinc ion binding; nuclear receptor activity. The transcript has 10 exons. The record is from RefSeq and is a predicted model, not a curated record. NCBI's taxonomy places the organism in Eukaryota, Metazoa, Chordata, Actinopteri, Salmoniformes, Salmonidae.